GGGGGCGGUGGGGGAGGGAGGGAGAAACCUCAAGUUUAAAAAGCUUGAGCUACUCUCACGGAAACAAGGAAAUGGAAACAGUCUCUGAGCGAGAAUGACAGAGAUACGGAGCUUGAUGCAAGAGGACAUCCCGGCAGCUAAACGGGCAUUGGGAGAGAACUAUGCAAACCUCCAGCAAGUGGCUGAAUAUGUUGAGAACAACUAUGCCAAGUCUGAAGACAAGACACAAGCUCUACAGGAAGCCAAAGCCUUCACGGCACAGUCUCUGGCCAGCGUGGCUUACCAGAUCAACAAUUUGGCCGAAAAGGUGCUCAGACUGCUGGAUCUCCAAGCCUCAGAGAUCCCCAAGAUCGAGUCUUCGAUCAACUGCAUAUCUCAGAAAGUGGACAUGCACAAGGAGAAGGUGGCUCGGAGAGAGAUCGGCAGCUUCACAGCCAGUAAAACCUUGCUGAGGGUUCACAAGAUCGUUCCCCCGGCCAUCCCCGAGCAACGGGAAAAGUACAGCCGGAAACCCAUCGUUUACACCAUCCUCGACGAUAUUGGCCAUGGGAUGAAGGAAACUAACCACCAGCUCUCGAGAUCAAGGACUAUGUCACAGAGACAUGGGCACCCAAGUGUGCCAACUAGUCCCACCGUGCCAGCGCAGGGCACUCUAGGGCGGAACUUCAGAACAUCGGGUCCAGUCCAACCUCCUGUUGUGCCCAGUGGAUACAGCAGCCCUGUGACAAGUGCCAUUGACCCUCCUCCGCUGUUCAGGAGCAACGAUACCGGUGGGAGUAACAUGUUUGGCUCCACGCCCCUACCUCCUCCUCCACCGCUCCCGACGCAUCAGCCAGAUGGAGACGGAUUACCAGAUCCUCUGCCCCCUGCCCCGAUGCCUCCCCCUCCCCCUCCUCCUCCUCCCACCCCUCAGCUUCCCAGCGACGACCUCCCCCCACCUCCUCCCCAGUUCUCCGACUCUCUCCUCCCUCCUCCUCCGCCAAUGCCUCCGUCGGAUGUCCUUUCAUCAGCGAGCUCUGCGGCUAGCUUUCCCUGCCAUUUCCUGCGACGCUGCCACCGUGUCAUGGGCUCGCUUGCCUUACUGCAACCGCAGGCAAAUAAUGCUUGGCUGUCCUGUCACUCCGCAAUUUGCCCCCCAGUGCCCAUCCUCCCCCCUCUAUUGCCAUUUACUCCACAGAUCCCCCUGACUGGUUUCGUCGCCCGCUUUCAGGAAAGCAUCACCGAUUGUCCACCUCCGCCGCCUCCUUGCGAUUACAUGCCUGAUAUCGACGAUUGUGCCCCUCCACCCCCACCGCCUGUGGACUAUACAGACGAGACCCCAAACUCUCCGACGGACUACAUUGAGAAAGUCAUCGCCAUCUAUACAUACAACAAAAGCAAAGAUGAUGAGCUGAGUUUUCAGGAAGGGGACGUGAUCUACGUGACUGCUAAGAAUGAGGACGGGUGGUACAAGGGGUUCAGCGCUGGAGCUUCAGGUUUCUUCCCAGGAAAUUACGUGCAGGUGACGGACUGAAGGCAGAACAGCACAGACCAAACGGAAAACGAAAGCAACUGGUGAAAUGAAUCACUCAUAACCAUUGGGUUAACACGUUUGCUACGAUUUGUGAGCCCCGGUAAAGAGGGGGCUGUUUAAUGUCCUGCUUCUUUCCUGCCGGCAGUGUCGGGAAAACUUAAAUGUCUAACACUGGUGAAAAGCCUUCGAGAUAACUAACUGCUACGGUUUGCUGCAUCCAUCAACAAUUGUAUUACGCGUCCAGGGGCUGGGUGUCAGGGGGAAUAAGUUAUAACAUAAGCGACGAUUACACAAGGCUCUUCAGGCUUGAUGGGAGACAAGUCAGCAAAGCAAAAGGACAUGGGUUGGCUUAAUAAUAAUCCUUGCAUUUGAUAUAGCGCUUUUCACGUAGGGAGGACUUCCCAAAGCGCUUCGCAGAACACACUGUAACGUGAAUUGACUGUAUGUUUGUGGGCGAACGCGGCAGCCAAUUGCGCGCAGCAAUGUCCCACAAACAGUCGUAGAUUGAAAAUGACCAAUUUAUUAUUGCUUUGGGUUUUGGAGGGAUUAUUAUUAGGCUCUGUGUGGAGUAAGGAAACUUGCCCAAGGUUUCGCCCUCUGCCUGGAAUUGAACUCAGGUCUCUCACUUGCAAAGCGAGUGCUCUAACCACUGAGCUACAGGACUCCAAAUACUACUUAGUAUUGCAGAGAGCGGUUUCAGGGCAGACACUUGGAACAGGUUACCAGGAACGGGGGAGUUGAGAUCGGGACAAUGGGACUCGUUCAAAAAUACUCAUGAAUCGUCUUUACUGAAGCAAAUGGAUUUGUACCCCAGUGCCUUUGCCCGCUAUUAUAUACCCCUGAAUGUUGAUUUUGCUGACUAAUCAAUAUUUAGAUGAUUCCCAUUGCUCUCCUGGUUACCAGUUGCUCCUCUAAGUUUACUCUCUGUGAAAAGAAAUACUUCCUGGUGUCUGUCGCAAAAUUGACCUUCACCCCAGUUGUCCUGCGAUCCGAACUCACCUGAAAGUAUUUUGACAAUGCCGAAUUGUAAAUGUGCUAAGCACCCAGACCUGUGAAAUGUACUGUGAAUUAAAAAAAUAAACUCUCUUACAAUCAA
This is a messenger RNA of Callorhinchus milii (elephant shark), 2609 nucleotides long. RefSeq names its product abl interactor 1. The record is from RefSeq and is a predicted model, not a curated record. The transcript has 11 exons. Gene Ontology annotation, molecular function: SH3 domain binding. Gene Ontology annotation, cellular component: lamellipodium. Lineage: Eukaryota; Metazoa; Chordata; Chondrichthyes; Chimaeriformes; Callorhinchidae. The coding region runs from base 95 to 1513 and encodes 472 amino acids.